AUGGAGACAUCACCACUUCAUCUUCUCCAGGCUCGCGGCCCAGUCACCGUCGUAGCAAGUGCUCCGACAUUCCCUCCCUACACUUCUCCGGGCUUGACUGCCAACCUAGUUUGUCGAGUCUUGCUCGCCGUUGUGGCCAACUUGGUCUGCCUCGUUCCGCUUCGCCUGCUGUACCGCAACGGCGAGCUUGCCGCAGUAGUGUUUAUCCUGAAUACCCAGAUUAAGAACCUCGAGACCAUCAUAAACGCACUCAUCUGGCGCAACGACGACAUCAUGUCAUGGUGGGCUGGCUAUGGCUGGUGUGAUUUCGACGCCUACAUCCACAACAUCAGCAUCGGGCUUUUUGUUACCUGUCUGCUGGCCAUUAUGCGCAACCUGGCGCAACAAGUUGGUUUGAUGAGAGCCAAUGCGCUUACAACGAGGGAGAGGCGUCGCCGCAACUUGAUCCAGGCGCUCAUCAUCUUCCCCUUUCCCAUCCUCCAGCUCGCAUUGACUUGGCCACUUACAGCCCAGCGCUAUUUGGUUGGCACGCUGAUGGGUUGCAACUGGAUACCGCAUCCCUCUUGGCCAUUUCUUAUCUUCUUUGUUUUGCCGCCUCCAAUCUUUGCCUUGAUUACCACGGGAUAUGCUGUCCUUAUUUACAAGAGAUUUCGACAAGUUCACAAGACGACCGAAACGGCUCUCUGCGGCAACCGCAUAGCACAGCAGAGGAGCCAGCGAACAAGAAGAAAGCUCUAUCUCAUGGUCAUUUCGAUUCUCGUUCCGUUUCUCCCCAUAGUCAUUGCACUGUCCGUACUCAACAUUAUGGACAUGCAUGGCAUCAAGCCAUACAGCUACGAUCAAGUUCAUAACCAUGCUUCCCCAUUCCCAUGGAACACAAUCAUUUUCUUUCCUUCAAGUGAGAUCAGUUGGACCUACAUGAACAACUGCUACAUCCCAAUUGCCACCGCCAUUCCUAUUUUUGUCUUUUUCGGUCUCACCAAGGAUGCCAUCAACGACUACCGGCAGGUUCUCCUCUUCUUUGGCUUCGGUGCCAUCUUUCCAGGUCUACACAACGAGUAUGAUCCCGACAGAACCGUGACUACGAGCGGAGGCUCCUUUGGAUCUGGCCGCCUUCAGCAAACGCUGACUAGCAUGCCAUCAAAGGCCGAGAUUCCCACCUCGUCCAAUCCGUCCAGCCAGACCGUGUCCUUGGGAAUCGAAGGUUCGUUGAGUCACGAAUCGAGACAACCAGGUCCGCAUUUCUCCAUGGAGAUUGAGCCAGCCACUCAACCUACCAGGCUCCCUGGUAAUAAUCCCUUCCUAUUCCGUACUCGCCAUACCACUACUGUACCGCCAUCUCUACGACGAUGGUUCCAGGUGAAGAAAAGCCAGCAAAAUGCUGAGAUUGUAUCACAUCUGGGUCCAGUUCAUUUAGGUUCGCCUUUGACGAAAGCCUGUCGUGAACCAGGUCUGUCCGAAGCUAAUGUCCAGACGACAGUUUGGUGUGGGGAUGGAGGCGAGUCCGGGCCAUCUCAGUCUGUCCGAAUUGUCAGGAAGGCAGCACCUAGGAGUGUCCACGUUCAAACAGCGGUGUCACGAAAGACCGAAACUAUCACAAACUAA
Molecule: messenger RNA, 1605 nt
Organism: Metarhizium brunneum ARSEF 3297
Lineage: Eukaryota; Fungi; Ascomycota; Sordariomycetes; Hypocreales; Clavicipitaceae
Source: RefSeq, a predicted model, not a curated record